CAGGAACAGAAAGAAGGGCCUGCGAGAAAGAGGUGGGGAGAGCAGCCUGGCAGCUUGGGCACCAGCAUGAGUGGACGAGAGAGGGCAAAGGAGUGGGGGAGCAGGAGGACAAGAGCCAGUUAGCCCCAAACCCCACUGCAGCGAAGGACACUAAAGGACUCUGAGCGAAGUGACUGGGAAACAGUUGGGGGCUGUGGAAGCAGAGAGCUCAGCUCUAGGUCAAGUCUGAGCAGCUUCUCCCAAGGCUGCAGCCCCAAGGGAAGGACCCUCUCAAAGACGUCCCCCCAGGGGUGUCCGGAAGGUGGCCGGCCUGCAGCCCAGCCUGGCUUCCACUUACUCCUCUCACUGCUGCUGUUUCAAAAUCAACUGGUCCUGAUUUCAAAGGCUCAGGAUGCAGGCCCUUGUGCUACUCCUCUGGACCGGAGCCCUGCUAGGGCAUGGCAGCUGCCAGAACAUCGCCAGCAGUGCGGAGGCCUCCCAGACCCCCGAGAGCACGGGGGAGCCAGUGGAGGAGGAGGACCCCUUCUUCAAGGUUCCUGUGAACAAGCUGGCAGCAGCCGUCUCCAACUUUGGCUAUGACCUGUACCGGCUAAGAUCCAUCGAGAGCCCCACCGCCAACGUGCUGCUGUCUCCGCUCAGCCUGGCCACAGCGCUCUCCGCCCUUUCGCUGGGAGCAGAACAGCGAACAGAAUCCACCAUUCACCGGGCUCUCUACUAUGACAUGAUCAGCAACUCUGACAUCCACAGCACCUACAAGGAACUCCUUGCCACGGUCACUGCCCCCCAGAAGAACAUGAAGAGUGCUUCCCGGAUUGUCUUUGAGAGGAAGCUGCGGAUAAAAGCCAGCUUUGUCGCACUACUGGAAAAGUCAUAUACGACCAGGCCCAGAAUCCUGACCGGCAACCCUCGAAUUGACCUUCAAGAGAUUAACAACUGGGUGCAGUCCCAGAUGAAAGGGAAAAUCGCCAGGUCUACCAAGGAAGUGCCCAGUGGAAUCAGCAUUCUCCUCCUUGGCGUGGCUUACUUUAAGGGGCAAUGGGUAACAAAAUUUGACUCCAGAAAGACUUCUCUCCAGGAUUUCCACUUGGAUGAGGAGAGGACUGUGAAAGUCCCCAUGAUGUCAGACCCCAAGGCUGUUAUACGCUAUGGCUUGGAUACUGAUCUCAACUGCAAGAUUGCCCAGCUGCCCUUGACUGGAAGCAUGAGUGUCAUCUUCUUCCUGCCUGUGAGGGCAACCCAGAAUUUGACCCUGAUAGAAGAGAGCCUCACUUCUGAGUUUGUUCAUGACAUAAACCGAGAACUGAAGACUGUCCAAGCGGUCCUGAGCAUUCCCAAGCUGAAGCUGAGUUUUGAAGGCGAAGUUACCAAGUCUCUGCAGGAGAUGAAGCUGCAAUCCUUGUUUGAGUCACCCGACUUUAGCAAGAUCACAGGCAAGCCUAUCAAGCUUACGCAAAUGGAACACCGAGUUGGUUUUGAGUGGAAUGAGGAUGGGGCGGCAGGAACUACCGCCAACCCAGUCCUCCAGCCUGCCCGCCUCACAUUCCCCCUGCACUACCACCUGAACCAACCUUUCAUCUUCGUCCUGAGGGACACGGAUACGGGGGCUCUUCUCUUCAUAGGCAAAAUUCUGGACCCCAGAGGUACUUAAUUAAUGGUCCAGUACUUCAGAAAAAACCCCAGAGGGAUGGCAGUUUAUAUAUUAGAAGAGGGCAACCCCUAUAGUUUCAAUGUAUACUUUGCAAUAAAAGAGCUUUACCCUUAA
Chinchilla lanigera (long-tailed chinchilla) is the source of this 1762-nucleotide messenger RNA. RefSeq names its product serpin peptidase inhibitor, clade F (alpha-2 antiplasmin, pigment epithelium derived factor), member 1 (gene Serpinf1). The record is from RefSeq and is a predicted model, not a curated record. The transcript has 8 exons. Lineage: Eukaryota; Metazoa; Chordata; Mammalia; Rodentia; Chinchillidae. Gene Ontology annotation, molecular function: serine-type endopeptidase inhibitor activity. Bases 392 to 1648 code for a protein of 418 amino acids. Gene Ontology annotation, biological process: negative regulation of endopeptidase activity; positive regulation of neurogenesis; negative regulation of angiogenesis.